UCUGUCGGGGGUUAAAAAGAGGCAGAACAACGGCAUUAGACGUUAAUUGAUAAGUGGCUUUGAUAACAGACUUCCACGUUAACUGACGUUUGUUUCUUGGAAACUGUCUGUACGAUUAAAGUUUCAGGGGUUUCUGAACUUUGGCAAGAAGAUAGGAGUAUCAAUAGCCGAUGUUUGAACAAUAAAGUGUGAUAAAAACGAAAGUAAUAGCUGUAGUUGCCUCUCCUAACUUUUCUAAGCAGCAGAAAAUGUAACAAUCUAAUGGCGUCAGCAAAUAACGUCAUAAUAACCAUAACUAAAGCUAUGGUUAUGGAUCGAGGCACACGUGCCAUACACCUGUACUCUCAAAUCAUUACAUCAUUCCCUUAGAGAGUUUUGAAGCGUUGAAAAUCCCAUUAAGGAGACCUUUUUGGAACAGAAUUAUGAUUUAAAAUGUUAGUUCUAGUCAUGUCUCAGACAAAUGCGGUGUUUCGAGCUCUGUUUCUUACAAUAUGCCUGUGUUUCUUGCUCAAAACGCAUGUAGCCGUCCAGCAAAAAUACUUUGUAAAGAGUUCUUUGUGCCAAAUACCCUACAUCGAUCCAUUUACUGCCGAUAUCAUGAAGGACUUUGAGAAGCGUACGUUGAAGGACUGCCACAACGACAGCGAUCUGGUGACAAGUGAAUUUGACUUUAAGCUCAAUCAAUAUCGCCUUCACAUACACGAGAAUAUGGCCAAACGUAUUCUGAAAGGAUCAAAGGGUAAUGCUACCCUUGAAUGCAAGUAUCAAAAGAUCGGGAGAAAUGAAAUUUAUGAGAUUCCCGACAAUACCUACAGAGAGUUUAAAAGCGUUCCUCUACCAGACAACCUUUUGGUGCCAAAGCACACGGACUUCAUGAUCACCAAAUGCUAUGUAAAAGAGCAAAAGAAACCACCGAAACUUCUCCAAACAGAUGGCCUGACAUUCAUCGAAGAUCAUCUGAGAAAGGAGGAGGCAAAAGCGUAUGCCAAACAGCAGCAGAAAAACCCCAAGCCCAGUGUCCUUAUCAUGGGACUGGACUCCACUUCACGCAUGAAUCUAAGACGAGCCAUGCCCCUGGUCUACAAAUUUGUGAGUCAACCAGGAUGGUUCGAGAUGCAGGGCUACAGCAAGGUGGGGGACAACACCUUUCCCAAUCUGUUGGCUGUGCUGGCGGGACACUCCCCAAAAACUCUGGCGAAAAUGUGUAACGUGACGAAGAGUGGCUGCCUGGACACAGCGCCCUUCGUUUGGAAAAGAUUCAAGAGCUCAAACUACACGACAGCCUUUGCCGAAGACUGCAGAGCGAUUAAUACAUUCAACUACCUUUUGCCGGGAUUUCUACAGCAGCCGGUGGACUACUAUCUGCGUCCCUUCCUCGUGGCGAUUGAGGAGAAGUUUCCCGUGACUAAGGAGUUUGGAUUUUCCUUCUGUGUGGGCCGUCGUUUGAGCUUCGAUUAUGUGUGGAACUUUGGCAAGCAGUUCAUCGAUCGAUUCUUAAAAAAACCCCCCUUCUUUGGUUUCCUGUGGAGUAACAGCUUCACCCACAACUUUUUUACAGCGGCCACCGCUUUGGACGCGCUCUUGCUGAAGCACCUUCAUUCCUUUGAGGUGUCAGGACUCUUCAAUCAUUCAAUUGUGAUGCUAAUGAGCGAUCAUGGCCAGCGCUAUGAUACCCUGAGGGGUGCGGCAUCGGGAUAUUACGAGGAACGAUUGCCCAUGAUGUUUAUCUAUGUUCCGCCCUGGUUCCGUAAGAAGUAUCCCCAUUUGGUGGCUAAUCUAGUUAAGAACCGCAAUCGUUUGUCCUCCAACUACGAUUUACAUAUGACCUUGCAUCAUCUCCUACAAAUGGAAAGCACCUCCAUGGCAGAUUUCGCCAAAAAACACAGAUCUGUGGCGUGUCCAAGCUGUCAAUCGCUGCUCUUCGAAUUACCCCUCAAUCGGUCAUGCCAGCAGGCCGGCAUUGAGGAGAAAUGGUGCUGCUGCAAUCCCGUUAAGACCCUCGCCAAGAAAACCGACUUUGUAAGGACCAUUGGCUUGGCCGUGGUCCAGCAAAUGAACGAGCACCUGAAGAAGCGGAAAUUCACGCGCAAGUGCCACAACUUCACCCUCAAGAAUAUCCACAAAAUGGAUCGCAGGUUGCACUUACCCAUGGGCACUAGCACCACGGAUAAGGACGAACGUGUGUACAUCAUGCAGUUCUGGACACGCCCAAAAAUGGCGCUCUUUGAGGCCACGGUUCGAUGGAACCAUCACCAACAUAAACUCCAUAUGGAUGUGGAUGAUCUGAGCAGAUUGAAUAGGUACAAAAACCAGUCCGAGUGCAUUGAUGACAAGAAUGCAAAGAAAUAUUGCAUUUGUAAGGAUAGCAUAAGCAAUAUAAUGAGGAUCCCCAAAAUGAUUAGCAAAGCAAAACGUUUUCCAGGGCUAAAAUAAAGUUUAAAGUUGUAAAAAAGUCAAA
Messenger RNA from Drosophila miranda, 2458 nucleotides. RefSeq lists its product as uncharacterized. The record is from RefSeq and is a predicted model, not a curated record. The coding region runs from base 433 to 2433 and encodes 666 amino acids. The transcript is spliced from 2 exons. NCBI's taxonomy places the organism in Eukaryota, Metazoa, Arthropoda, Insecta, Diptera, Drosophilidae.